UGGGCCUGCAGUCUCGACAAAGAUAGCGAUCGCUUAACGACAAAAUUCGGUCGAUAAGUCCUAACGAUCCGAUCGUAACGAUUUUUGGUAGUCUCUACUGCCAAAACUAUCGAGUGUCAUCGCAAAGUUACCGAAUAUUUUCGGUAAGAUAACGAUUUAUCGUUAUGUCAUAGAAUUUCCUUGCGACAGUUUUUGACAGCCCGCUAAGUGAUAGCUACUAUCGAUAUCGUUCCUAUAUUUGUUUAUUUUACGUCAGAAAAUAUUAAAUAAAUAGUAAUUUAAUAAAUAAUGGCUUCUGAAUAUUUAGCAUGGGACUUAGUUGUGCUCGAGCACAGACGCGAUGUGCUUAUGGGUCGACAAAUAGCACGAAACAAGCGAAACGAUGAAAAUCCCUUGGAUUUGGAGGAUGGCCAAUUUCUUCAAAUGUAUAGAAUUUCAAAGGAAAUGUUUCACAGGCUACUAAGUGAACUGCGUCCAUCUCUCCAAAGACGACGGCCUUACGGACUUUCUGUGGAGUCCCAAAUACUGACGGCACUCCGAUUUUACGCAUGUGGGUGCUACCAACAACCUGUUGGCUUGCAGUGGGGUUGUAGCAUGAGCCAAAAAUCUGUUAGCCGAGUCAUCCGGGCUGUAACUUCGGCAAUAAAUGAAAAACUUUUAAGAAAAUAUAUUAAAUUUCCAAUGACUCAAGGAGAACGCCAUGCGGCAAAACAGAAAUUUAGAAAUGCCCCACAGCCAUUCCCAGGGGUAAUUGGAGCCAUUGAUUGCACCCAUAUAAAAAUUUUAGCUCCUAAGACCAAUGAGGAGUCUUAUGUGAGUGGUCACCAUGAGGGCCAUUCAUUAAAUGUGCAAGCUGUGUGUGACCCUGAUCUUAUUAUUUUAAAUAUUAAUGCUCGAUGGCCAGGAGCGAGACAUGAUGCUCACAUAUGGGCAAAUUCACCGGUGCGCUCAACAAUGAAGCGACAUUUUGAAAAUGGGGACCGCCGUGCUUGGCUGCUUGGUGAUGAUGGAUAUCCUCUGGAACCGUGGUUAAUGACUCCCAUAAAACAUCAACAGCCUGGCACACGGAAUAUAAAUAUACCGAAGCACACUGCUCAGCUAGGAACAUCAUAGAAAGAUGCUUCGGUGUGCUAAAAUCUGUGUUUAGAUGUCUAUCACACCAACGCCAGUUAAUGUACGAACCCUAUAUGGCUGGCCUAAUAAUUAACGCAUGUGCAGUGCUCCACAAUAUGCGGAUAACAUAUAAAUUACCGGAACCAGAGUCCACCACAUCCAUGCAGCUGGUGGAUAAUAGUAGAUUCCAUGAUGAUAUGUUAGAAGUUACAGGUUCUGGGCGAGCUGUUGCAGAGCGCAUAAGAAGAA
Molecule: messenger RNA, 1362 nt
Organism: Helicoverpa armigera (cotton bollworm)
Lineage: Eukaryota; Metazoa; Arthropoda; Insecta; Lepidoptera; Noctuidae
Product: putative nuclease HARBI1
Exons: 5
Coding region: 289-1113 (274 amino acids)
Source: RefSeq, a predicted model, not a curated record